Helicoverpa zea (corn earworm) is the source of this 1542-nucleotide messenger RNA. RefSeq lists its product as uncharacterized. The transcript has 13 exons. Lineage: Eukaryota; Metazoa; Arthropoda; Insecta; Lepidoptera; Noctuidae. The record is from RefSeq and is a predicted model, not a curated record. Bases 1 to 1050 code for a protein of 349 amino acids.
AUGUUGGACUCACAAAUUAACAUGCUGCUUUGUUUUCAGAAAAAGACGGACAAGAAGUUUACUACGCUGAAUAGAACUAAGAACUUUACGGAUCUGUUGGCCAUCAUCACGCCUGAUGAGCUGGAUGCCUUGCAGCACGCCAAACUGACGGAAGAGGAGUACGAAUUGUUGCAGAAACGAACAAAUGGCGCGUUUACUACAGCGGACCCAGGGCCUCCAGAGACCUCCGCCACUACCGUUAAAGUAACCGAGAAGACAUCGCGGCGGACAACUUCAAGAAGGGGACAGAUUUCUAAAGGCAACGAGACAUUCCCGCCGGGCGUGAAGUAUGACAUCAACGCUAUCAUAGCCAUCAUCGCCAACCUCACCUACGACUACGAGUGGAACCUCACCGAGGAGUUCAAUAGGACACUCAUUGAACACGGCGUGCCGACGUGCCCGACUGCCAGCACGCUCAGCACGACGCCCACCACGCCGGCAGCCUACGACUUCUCCAACACAUCCAUCGUGGGGAAGUGCUUCGUAUGCGGCCUCAGGACGCCCGAGAUCCCGCGCAGCGCCGCCUGCGCGGACGCGUUCUCGGGCGACUUCCUGCCGCUCGCGCCCAUCGACGCGCGCGCCAGAGGACAGAUCGCCACCUUCAGGAAAUACUGCAGACAUCUCGAUGUGCACAACUACGUGGAGAACCCCUCGGAGCCGCGGUCCAUCUACGGGCGCUUCACGGGCGGCUGCGGCGUGCGCUGGACGGACCUGACGGGCGUCUACACGCAGCGCACCUGCCGCGCUCGCUUCCGACCCAUGAUGGGCUUGCACUUUGCUAGCAAGAGGAUGGCCAAGCUGGAACUGGCCCUUAUAAACGUAGAAAACGGUUGCAUCGUGAGUCCAAUGGCAUCGCUAUUAGCGAUGUCCCGCGGCGUCUCCCUGUACGCACGCUUCCACGCCUGCGUGUGUUCCGGCAACUGGUGCAACCGCGCCCGCCGCCCCCUCCCGCUGUCAACCCUACCCCCCGCGCUCGCCCUACUGGCCACACGGGCCUGGAUCCGGCACUAAGACAUAGGCAGACUCCAUGCUUCUCGCGAAGUUGGUGAAUACGAGGAGUGUGGAGGGACACUUACUUUCAUUAACUUUUCUUUUAUACUCUUUCGUCAUUGGUCCAAAAUCGAAAAACCAUAUCGACUUUCACACAAUCCAUCCAUCGGUGCAAAGGUUUUGAGCAUGAACUUAGACAGAUAUAGGGGAAGAGGACGAGAAAAUGUCUUUAGUCCUCAAAAUUACAUAAGACAUCCCCAAAAACGCCCACCCUUCACCACUUCCUAAGUAUUAUUGCUGGGAAGAAGAAGCGGCGCAACAAACUCCCCAGCAACACAUGUCUAUCUGUUGGAUUCAAACCGAGGAACUUCACGAGUAGUGUGGCGAAUACAUGAUUCUUACAAUAGCCGAGAUAAGGGGGAUGUAUUUAUUUUUGUAUUUUGGUUUUGUUUUUGUAUUUUUUUUUUUACUUUUGUGAUAUUUUUCCCCGAGUAUAUACAAGUCAAUCAUGAA